GAACGAGAGAGAAUACGGGAUUUUGUUUGACAACAGUAGCGGGUAAAUGUCAAAACUGAAACUGAUUUAUAAAAUCCAUAUUUCAUAAGUUGUACUAUGGGAACAUGUAGUAAAUCAGACUGAUAUAAUUCCGUUUGACGAUCAGUGGUCACCAUGUUUGCCAGUGAGUGGCAAUCGCGUCAAACAAGUUGGCAUCUCAACCCCUGGAUAGAUGGCUACAGGCAGUGCUAUAGGAGGCAGCAGUGGUCAGCCACUAGUGCAGAUAGCUGUGGCUGGCCUGAUGGAUACAACACCUGAAGAUCAUUUGGAUUCCAGUUCCGAUCAUGAAGACAAAUAUGAACCUCAAAUUAAGCAACGUAAAGUGGAUGUUGAUUUUGACAUAAACACGGAUGCUUCUGUGAAGCAAAUUCUGUUCAACAUCAACAAGGCCAUAUGUUUCCGCCUCGACAGUAUCGAGUCCUGUCUAAAUACUCUCACAAAUCGUACUCGAGCCAUUGAGGACAAAGUGGAACAAGUUUAUGCCUUAUGUAAGCAGAAUUCUUCAGGCAACCAUGCUUCAAUCAAAAAGGGGGCGUUUGUAGUAGGACUCCCUCAACAGAAUGGAAAAGGUAGUGGAGAUGGCUCAGAUGGUGACAGUAGUACUCCACUCAAUUCCAUAGACACGAUAGCUGGACUGGGUCCAAAUGUCACCCUUAUCACCCUCAAUAGUGAAGAGGACUAUCCAUAUGGAUCGUGGCUGGGUGAUGAACACAAUAUAGAGACGAGAGUUCGAAGUCCUGUCACUCCCAGUGAUCUGUUACAUAUCCACUCCAACUGUCGCACUCCAGAGAAGAUGGCACUCACUCUACUGGACUACCUGUUUGACCGGGAAACCCAGGCCAUAUCCAACCUGUCGGGCCAGGGAAAACAUGGAAAGAAACAGCUGGACCCUCUUAUGAUAUAUGGAAUUAGAUGUCACUUGAUAGCAAAGUUCAACAUCUCAGAGGAUGACUGGCACAGGAUCAAGCAGAACAUAGACUCCAAAUGUAGGACUGCGUUCCGCCGGCGACAGCGGGGCAUGCCACUGACAGUGAAGGCGUUCAGGGGGAAGUCCUUCUCAUACAACAACUCCCUCAUGGGUGGGGAGAUGAUGACAUCAGACGAGGAUUCCAUGAACCAUGACGACUCAAUGCAUAUACAACAUUGUGUCUCUGUGUUCCAGAACCAGGACGUAUAUCUACAGAAUGAUCUUGACGGCCAGGUGCUACAUGGGGAGGGUCUUCACGGGGAGGUGCAGAUACUGCACGCCACGCCGGAGCAGAUCUCUCAGCUACAGCACGCACAGCACAUACAGAUCCUGCAGGGCGACCAGGUCAUACAGGUCCCUGUACCCCACAACAUCCAGUCCCUGUCAGCGGCUGAUCUCCCAGAAGGCCUACAGGUGGCAGUGUCUGCUGUGUCCCUGCCUGGCAUGCUGGCAGACUCGAUAUCCCACCGCGAGUCGGGAAGCGGCGACCAACCGGACUCCUGAUGGUGCGUCCUGCCUAGAUCACAGUUCCUCUAGCGAUGUGAUGUUAGGCUUCGGCUGUGAUAAAGCUUUUAAAGGUCAAGUAGCAGUUCUAUGGUCAUCGUUGUGAAGUGGAUAUUUCGUCCGUGAGGACACAGGUUUGAUGGCAUAGGGUGAUGUAGAGCUCCCUGAAAGACAACAAGUGCUGGUUCUACCUAAGGAACAGACUCAAGACUGUUUCAAGUAGCCUUAGGCUCAAUGCAAUCGAGCUUACAUAAAUAGGUCUAAAUUAAAUUAAGUAGCAGACAGUUUGGCCAGUGUUCUUUCAAUACUUCUAAUGAAAAUGAAAUAUGAGGGUGUUUGUUUUAUUUUCAAUUUUUUUUAUUUCCUUCUAUGCCAUAUCAUAUUUGUGUUACUUGUAUGUGCAGCUUACCUUUUUAAAAAGACCACAGCACAGACUACAAAUCUAAGGGUAAAAUGGCAAGUGAAUAAGUGUAGCAACAUGCAAUCAUCCAUUUUUCCGACAUAAGUUUUUUUUCAUACAAAAGCGGAAUGUGGGGCCAUCUUUUCCUAAUGUCACAUUAAACAGAUUGCAGUAUGACUUUUUAUUCUAUAAUUGUACAAAGUAGAUUGUGAAAUGGAGAUUGUAUUCAGUAUUCGUUCGGUCAAAAAUCUUGCUACACUGUGAAAUAAGCAAACUGUAGGUGCUCUGCUUGUCUUAACUAUGUAAAAAUAACAAUCACCAGUACUUGAGAGUAGAUUUACUUUUUGGAUAAAUGUGUCAUUAAAGCAAGGAUUAAUUUAUUGAUUAUCAUUUUUGUUAAGAGAUAUUUUAUUGUUGUUGUCUUUUCUUCAUAGACUAGUACUGUUAUACAGUGCUUGUAUUUCAUAUUCAUUUCAUGUAUCAAAGCUGAACAUAUGUGUUUGUCCUUUGGUUUAAAGUCAACUGUUGAGAUUAUCAUAGAGAUAGAUGUUAUUCAUAAGAACUUACAUUCACCUAUAUCAUCAUUUCAUUCAUUAGGUGCAAUAACAUACAAACAUUCAGAUAUGACUAAACAAUCAUGUUAUGUGUUCUGCUAUACACAUAUACAAAGUAAAUAAAGUUUAUUAUUACACUGAUAGGUUUACAGAUGUUUAUUAUAUGUUGAACACGAACACAGAUAUUAAUUCACUUGUGGUAACAAAUUGUGUGUUAUUUUUUCUUGUUUUCUUUACCCAUUCAAUUAAUAUGGACAGAUCUUUAAUUAGGACAUUCACUGUAACACAAGAUUAACCAUUAAGAUUACUCGUCUUUGUAUACCAGCUACUCUCUGAGAAAAAUGGGCUUAAUGCAUACAGUGCUGGAACCAAAUUUUGAAGGCCUUUGCAAACAGUUUGGAUCCAGAUGAGACGCCACAGAACGUGGCGUCUCAUCUGGAUCCAAACUGUUUGCUAUUCUGAUAGUAUUCUUUGGAAAAAAUCGAAGAAAAUGCUAAUUUUAGAAAUUCAGCAGACGACAUUUUAGCAGAUGACAAAUUACCCAGCAUGCAAAAGGCUUCAUGCAUAUGGGUAAAAUAUAGUGCCAGGUUAGCCUGUGCAGUCAGCAACGACUAAUCAGAGUGUCUCUUUUUGCUUUGAUAGAAUAUUUGGUUUAAAGAAAGUCACUUCUUAGCAAAAGUCGAGUGCAGACAGAAGUAUUGUCCCAGAUAAGCCUGUGCAGAUUGCACAGACUUAUUUGGGACAAAGCAGACACGCAUGCGGCCUGGUUGUACAAGAAACCGGCUCAUAUGUUUGAUCUUGUAGCGGUGAAACUCUUCUCUUGUUUGAAUUUGCAAAAAAAAUGCUAAGCACGACUUGUGUGUCUUGUUAUUGUAAAAAUAUAACAUUACUAUUGAUAAAAAUGUGUAUGUGCUAUCAAAUUAUUGAUUCUUGAAGUAUUGUAGUAUAUGUUAGUUUGUUGUUGUGUGAAUAACUUAUAAAAGUUGUUGUUUAAAAAGUGUUAUAUUUAUGUCCAAAAUUAAAUGUUAUACUUUAUAUUGAUUACAGCAUGUUAUUGCACAUUUUGUCCGUACUCUUCUUAAUCUCACAAUCCCAUUGGUUUACAUCUUUAUUAAGAGACUUUCUCCUUCCUGCUUCACAAUUAUGCUUUAAAUAUUGUGAAUUAAGAAUAUAAAUACAUGUGAAAUGUGGUAUUCAGAUACAGAAUGAAGUGCAUGAUCCCAUAACCAAAUAACUAACUUAUAUAUAUAUAAUAUUUAUGGGCCGUGCUUUGUGAAGAGGAGGUUUGAUGCAUGUGGGUAAAGUGUCAUCCCAGAUUAGCCUGUGCAGUCCACAAUGAUAUUUUCUGAUUAAAGAAAGUCUCUUUUUAGCCAAAAUCCAGUUUAAGCGGAAAGUGUUGUCUCUGAUUACCUUGUGCAGACUGCUUAGGCCAAUCUUGGACGACACUUUACGCACAUGCAUUAAAUCCCUUUGUACAGAGCACUGCACAUAUAUAGCUCAAGUUUAGUGUGCCAGUUGAUAAGCCUAAUGGUAACUAUGGUGAUUACAUAUUGGACACUAUACCUCAGAUAUUGUAUGUAUGAACCACCUACAGAUCUUAAACAAUCACGCAGCCUGCUGACUAUGCAUAAAACAUAUUGUCAAUGUCAUUAAAAUGAAAAAUGAACACUGCAUUGUGCUGUCAGAGUUAAAAAUGAACAUUGCAAAAAAAAACUUGAAACAAUACUUUCUCAAAAGUAUGAAAAUGUUUGCCUGUGCUUUGGCAUGACUUAAAAAAGUAGUUAAGUAUUUUGAUAUGUAUUUAUAAAAGAAAAUUGUAUAUCCUACAUUUUAUGAUGUAAAAGAAGUCAGUUAUAUCAUUCCACUGGUAAUUUAUGUAUUGUUAUGUUCAUUUUACUGGUAAAUACAGUUAUUGUCGUUGGAAUCAUCAUAUGAUGUUAUCCAAUAUUGGAAAUGUCUAUACAUUAAUUGUACAUGUCCGUUGGGUAAAGACAAAAUAUUAUAAACGUGUUUGUCCCUAUGCAAAGUCCGGAAGAUUUUCACAUUUAGCAAUUUGUUGUUUUGUGUUAAUGAUAUAUUGUUGCUGUUCCUCAUAUUUGCACGUAUUAUUACAAUCAUUAAAUAAAGAACUUUGAUGAUA
Molecule: messenger RNA, 4604 nt
Organism: Dreissena polymorpha
Lineage: Eukaryota; Metazoa; Mollusca; Bivalvia; Myida; Dreissenidae
Product: protein BANP-like
Exons: 11
Coding region: 212-1510 (432 amino acids)
Biological process (GO): negative regulation of protein catabolic process; protein localization to nucleus
Molecular function (GO): DNA binding
Source: RefSeq, a predicted model, not a curated record